Leucoraja erinaceus (little skate) is the source of this 3162-nucleotide messenger RNA. Its product is annotated as G-protein coupled receptor 83-like. The transcript has a single exon. Bases 1779 to 2177 code for a protein of 132 amino acids. The record is from RefSeq and is a predicted model, not a curated record. Lineage: Eukaryota; Metazoa; Chordata; Chondrichthyes; Rajiformes; Rajidae. Gene Ontology annotation, cellular component: membrane. Gene Ontology annotation, biological process: neuropeptide signaling pathway. Gene Ontology annotation, molecular function: neuropeptide receptor activity.
UAUAUGGUCCCUAGAUAAGGGACAUAUCAGAUAUUUAAACUGAUAAGAACAGAUAUUAUGCUUGAUCUUAGCCAAAAAGCCGAGAUCUGAUCUAUGUUUGAUGCGUCAAGCGCCAUAUCCUAUUUUGUUAGGAAGGGAAUGCGUAGAUAAUAAUUCUUCCCUUGUAAUGCAGCUAAAAACCCCAUCUGUUGCUGAUGUCCAGUGUCUGUAUCCCAUAUGACAUAUUUGGUAUUUUGUUUAAGAAGGAACUGCAGAUGCUGGAGAAUCGAAGAGUUACACAAAAAAAAAGCUGGAGAAACUCAGCGAGAGAAGAGGAGAACUUCUUCAAACCUGCUGAGUUUCUCCAGCUUUUUUUUUGUGUAACCUGACAUAUUUGGUAAUUGGUGAUUAUGUCUGGAUACGAGUAGAUCGGCAUCUGGUGUUCCAUAUCGUGUAGAAACAUCAGCAAAUACUAUAGCCCAAUAUCCAUUUGGUGUUCUCCUCCAAAUUCCUCUCUCGAUAUAUCAGCUGGACUAAAAGAUUAUGUGUUGUAAAAUUCUAUUGUGUAUCUCCGGAUACUGUUUAAGAUACGAGUGUCAAAAAUUAUUUAUUCGAUGUCUUCUCGCACCAACCUCCUUGCUUCCUUCUGGUUUUACUGUUUUCAUCUGGAUCCCCGAGGCCGUGUGUUGUGGGUGUACACAUCUUCAGAUAUAGGGGCGAUCCCUUUGAGGAUGAUGUUUGGACGUUUAGAUGAGCUCCAAUUUGGCUUCAUUGUCCAACUCCUUGACCUUCUAGAUCGGUCACCUCCAAAUAAAGAUUUUGCUAGGAGGUUUCGGGUUUACACAGGCCCGUGUCAAUCCCGGUUGGAUGUAACCAGAUGCAUAAAUUGAUUAGUUUAGUACAUUCAGGGAUUUACAAUCCCCAGUGGCAAGUGACAGCUAUGGUGACAGCGAGGAGUUGAGUGUAGGAGCAAAGAGGUCCUUCUGCAGUUGUACAGAGCCCUAGUGUGUAUUACAGUUGUACAGAGCCCUUGGGUAUUGUGUGCAGUUUUGGUCCGCAAAUUUGAGGAAGGACACUCUUGCUAUUGAGGGAGUGCAGCAUAUGUUCACAAGGUUAAUUCCCGGGAUGGCGAGACUGUCAUAUGCUGAGAGGAUGGAGUGGCUGGGAUGGUAUCCCUGGAAUUUAGAAAGAUGAGACGUAUCUUAUUGAAACAUAUAAGAUUAUUAAGGGGUUGGACACACUAGAGGAGGAAACAUGUUCCCGAUGUUGGGGAAAUCCAGAACCAGGGGCCACAGUUUAAGAAUAAGGGGUAGGCCAUUUAGAACGAAGAUGAGAAAACACUUUUUCACACAGAGAGUUGUGAGUCUGUGGAAUUUUCUGCCUCCGAGGGCGGUGGAGGCCGGUUCUCUGAAUACUUUCAAGAGAGAGCUAGAUAGGGCUCUUAAAGAUAGUGGAGUCAAGGGGAGAAGUCAUGAAUGGGAUACUGAUUGUGGAUGAUCAGCCAUGAUCAUAUUGAAUGGCAGUGCCGGCUCGAAGGGCCAAAUGGCGUACCGCUACACCUAUUGUCUAUUGUCUAUAAUCAAGAAUAUAACUAUCUCUCUCUUAAAAAUAUCCAUUGGCUUCCACAGUCUUCUGUGGCAAAUAAUUCCACAGAUUCAUCACCUCACCGUUCUCCACACCCUCAACUCAUGAAACCUCUAACCUACUUUUUCCACAUGUCCCUUCCUUACAGAUAGAAGAUCAUCAGGAUUAUUUGUGUCCCUGCUUUUCCAAAACCUUCAGAAGUCUUCAGGAGGUGCAUGGACAAGUCAACCUUCACGCGGAUCUACAUCCUGCCGUUGGUGGUGAUCACCGAAGCCUCCUCUGCGGUGAGCAAGAAGCUAUUGGUGAGGGAAACCAUUGCUGCCGUCACAGAAGCCGAGGCCGUCACUCAACGUUGCAGGAAGAAGAGGACCAUCAAGAUGAUCUUCAUCAUCAUGACCUUUGCCCUCUGUUGGUUCCCCCUCAACGUCUACACCGUCCUGCUCACUGGUCAAUGCGUCCAAUUCAACAACACCCUCUACUUUGCCUUCCACUGGGUGGCCGUGAGCAGCACCUGUUGGAACCCCUUCAUCUACUGUUGGAUGGACAACAGGUUCCGCUCCAACCUCAUGACCCUUCUGGCCACGUGUGGGGGGAGAAGGAGGAGAGGAGGCUAGAUCCUGGCGCUCAACGCGGCCAGCGGAGACAAGAGGCAGUCGGGGUGAAAUUGGAGGACAAGCCUGGCCCGUCCACGGAGAAUAUGAGUUUCUACCUUGGUGGGCGCAGGGGUAACAAUGGGGAGGGGAGUACAGUUUAGACUUUACAGAUUCCCCGUUGAAACUUGGUAUCAUGUUCAGCCCAGGUAUUAUGGGCCAAGGCAUCUGUACCUGUGCUGUAUUGUUCUAUGUUUAGUUUAGUUUAGUUUAGUUUAGUUUAGUUUAGUUUAGUUUAGUUUAGUUUAGUUUAGUUUAGUUUAGUUUAGUUUAGUUUAGUUUAGUUCAGUUCAGUUCAGUUCAGUUUAGAGAUAUCAACAAUCACAAUCGACCACUUAAAAUUCUUAAAGGAUUGGACAUGCUAGAUGUAGGAAAAAUGUUCCCCAUGUUAAAGGAGUCCAGAUCCAGGGGUCACAGUUUAAGAAUAUGGGAUGGGCCAUUUAGGACUGAGAUGAGGAAAAACAUUUUCACCCAGAGAGUUGUGAAUCUGUGGAAUUCUCUGCCACAGAAGGCAGUGGAGGCAAAUUCACUGGAUGUUUUUGAAGAGAGAUUGAGAUUUAGCUGUUAGGGCUUAAAUAAUCAACGGAUAUUGAGAAAAGCAGGAGCGUGGGACUGAUUUAUAUGAUCAGGCAUGAUCAUAUUGAAUGGGGGUGCUGGCUAGAAGGGCUGAAUGGCCUACUCCUGCACCUAUUAUCUGUUUCUAUGUUUCUACCCGUACAAACUGGGCCUACGUUAUCCUACUUUCUCACCCACUCCCUGCGCUCUAUGGGGCAAUUUAUAGUGGGGCCAUUAGCCUGCAAACCCGCACGUCUUUGGGAUGUGGGAGGAAACCGGAACACCCAGAGAGAACCCACGUGGUCACAGGGAAAACUACACGCGCACACACGUAUACACACACGCACACACACACGUUUCCGGUAGGCGGCGCGGCUCUGGCCAGCAGCGGACU